CAGGAAUGUAUUCGGCCAACCACUGGCGCGCCAUGUGAGUGUGGGGAUGCUCCGUGUUGGAGCCCGGAGCAUCGCUGGCGUCGCUGUGCCGUGGGUUCGGUGUCUGAGCUCCACUGGACAUGCCUUGGGGCUUUGUGUGCCACAGUGGUUUGGCGCGGGCGACCUCGACCAAGAUGCCCGCAAAGCUGUGGUGGAAGGCGCCUGCAUGGGAGCCAAAGCGCUGCAGCGUACGCUGCCGGAGCUCCAGUCUUUCCUUAUGGCAGUUGAAGACGAAGAUGCUAGCAUUGGACAUGGAAAAGUGAAGUAAUGGCCGGGGCAUCAAGCUUCUUGCAAUCCCGCCAGCCAGAGCAGGUCUUCACCAUUGGAGGCGACUGCUCGGUGGACCUGGCCCCUAUGAGUUACUUGCGGUGGCGCUACCCCAAGCUCCUAGUGGCCUACAUCGAUGCCCAUGCAGAUCUCAAUGCGGAGUGGGAGUCGCCCUCGGGGCACUUCCAUGGGAUGAGCCUCCGAGCGUUGCUGGGUACUGCACCUGAAGACUUGCAGCCCCGGGUGCCGCUGGAGGCAGCUCGCUUGGCUUUGCUCGGUGCCCGCGAGUUGGACUCUUCUGAGCAGGUGUUUGUGGAAAAGAAUGAGGUGAGAAAUGGCAAGACGGAAAGUUAAUAUCUCUUUUUUUGGGGGGCAGUUUGCUGGUAGUACCUCAAGGGCGGGAAGCCUGAUCUGUUCUCCUCACUUUCCUGUGACAUUUCAAGUUCCACGCCUGAGGUGCGGUUAUUGAGCACAGCUGAUUUGAAAGUCCAGGAUGCAGCCCAGGUGCUGGUUGACAUGGCUGGCGACGGCGUGGUGCACGUCCACCUGGAUUUGGACGUCCUGGAUCCCGUGGAGUUUCCUCAUGUGAACGUGCCAGCCGAAGGAGGCCUCAGUGUGCAGCAGUUGCUGCGCCUCUUGCACAGCAUCUCCGCUGCCUUCCCUGGCCGUAUUUGUGGGGUGACCCUGACGGAGUUUCGGCCACGUGGCCAGGUGAAGGGUCUUGACAAGUUGCUGGAGAGCUUUAUGGGGCCCGACGGCCUAGAUCUUGCCAAGCAGGUGGCCAGCUGGCGUUCAGUGAGCAGAGAGUGAUGGCAUGAUUGUCGCCAUGGACUUGGUGAGCGUGUCAGAUAGGCCAAACAUGGCCAAAGCAAGUGGUUCUGCACCUGGCUCAAGAAGCAUGGGCAUGCAUGUGCCAG
Durusdinium trenchii is the source of this 1223-nucleotide messenger RNA. The record is from the annotation of a GenBank genome assembly. Lineage: Eukaryota; Dinophyceae; Suessiales; Symbiodiniaceae.